CUCUAGUGAUUGACUUGUCUUUCUUUUCUGUUUGUUUUGUUGCUGUUUCCCUACUUGUAGGGAAAGUUUUAUUUGCAGUGUAUGGUUAUUAGAAUGGGGGUAUUUUGUUUAUUUUGUUGUCUCUUGGGCGGUUUCCCAUUAUUGGGAUUAACUGGUCCAAUUGAUGAUUUUCAGGCUGCUAAAUGGGAGUAUGAUUCUCCAUCCCAGACGUCUGUGGCUAAGUUUGCACCAGGGUCUUCAAAACCAAUGCUCUUUAUGCCUGCUGAAGGUGUUCCAUUUUUUGCAACUCCUUUUCCAAAAAGCAUUUUGGAUCCUGGAGUACUGACUGGUUCUAGUGCAAAACUACCACCAGCACUGAAGGCUUUGUUGAACCCGAGACCUCAAAGGCCUGUGGUGCCACAACCUGCAUUUCACAAAUCUGAUGUGUCUUUGACUUGCAACCUCUCUAAAAUGGUGGUGAGGGUUAAAAAGGCAUUCUUUGGGUUUGGCUGUACUGAGGCUGACCUUAUUCUUGGUAAUAACUGCAAAAGCAAUGGCAAAGAUGAAGCCACUGGAGACCUGCUCUUUAAUUAUCCUCUGAAUGUUUGUGGUGGUAAAAGAUUAAUGCAUGAGGGAUGUCUGAUGUAUGAGAAUGUACUCCAUUCCCAACCAGAAAAAGUGCUAGGAGUAAUCCGUAGAAAGCAGCCUGUCAAUAUUACUCUGAAAUGCUGUUUUUUCAGGUACUACCAUGUAUACAAAGGCGCAGUGCACCCUACCUGGAGUGCCCCCUCUGGUGUGCGGACUCUUCAUCAUUCUUCUGGCAUGGUUUUGAAGUUGAUGGAUGCUACAUUUUCUAAGCCAUCUGAAGCUAAAUAUCAUUUGGGUCAAGAAAUCCACUUUAGUGCAAUUAGUUACCCUAACAGUACCAGACAAUGGCUCUUCCUUCAAUCCUGCUUUGCAACCCCUGGUCCAAAUCCUAAUUCUAGACUGCAGUACACAGUAAUUGACAACUAUGGGUGUAUGGUGGAUAGUAAACAGGAAAGCUGCACCUCCAGAUUUGAGAGGCCAAAGAUGCCUAAUGUAGUCUCCUUUACAGUAUCUGCUUUCCAGUUUAAUGACCACAAGCAGGUUUACUUUCACUGCAAGAUGUUCAGAAAGAGAAACCCAGAUGUGACCAACACUGCCAAGUUCUGCACUUACAACAAAAAACUGGCAAGGUGGCAGGAGCUUAAUGGUCAUGACAGAGUAUGUGAAUGCUGUGACUCAGUCUGUGGCCCUUCAGAAUAUGAUGAAGUUACUGAAAGCAAUGGCCCAGUGGUGCUGGAGGUCAGCCAUGAUGACCAUGAAGGGGCUGGCCACGGCCAUUACGGCGGGCACCAUGAAGGGGCUGGCCGGCCAUUACGGCGGCGGGCACCAUGAAGGGGCUGGCCACGGCCAUUACGGCGGCGGGCACCAUGAAGGGGCUGGCCACGGCCA
Messenger RNA from Polypterus senegalus (gray bichir), 1455 nucleotides. Its product is annotated as zona pellucida sperm-binding protein 3-like. Gene Ontology annotation, molecular function: acrosin binding. The record is from RefSeq and is a predicted model, not a curated record. The transcript has 8 exons. Lineage: Eukaryota; Metazoa; Chordata; Cladistia; Polypteriformes; Polypteridae. Gene Ontology annotation, biological process: egg coat formation; binding of sperm to zona pellucida; positive regulation of acrosome reaction. Bases 82 to 1398 code for a protein of 438 amino acids. Gene Ontology annotation, cellular component: extracellular matrix.